Adineta ricciae is the source of this 384-nucleotide messenger RNA. The record is from the annotation of a GenBank genome assembly. Lineage: Eukaryota; Metazoa; Rotifera; Eurotatoria; Adinetida; Adinetidae.
AUGGUGAGGUAUCCGACAAUGAGACGCGUCACUCAAAUCUCGGUCUCUUUUCUGUUUGUUCUAACUGUUUUAACCAUCUUUUUUACUUUUGAUUUUCUAAUCACUACGGCUGUAGCGAAUAAAAGUAUUACUGAUAAACACCGUCGUGAGCAUUUGCAACAUUUGACGACGUCGAAUGAGAUCUUAUUAACAAAAUUGAAGAACAUCAACGACAGUAAUCAAGAACGUCGAAUGCGUCAUUCGAAAUUGAAAUCACAACGCGUCAAACUUGCUCGGUUCCAUAAGAGUAAAACGGGUGUGAAGCAUAAUCAAGUGCGAAAACAAAGCAAAGAUCAACGAAAACAUCCUCUACCAACGAAAACGAAUAAACAUUCACUUCAUUAA